AUGUCUGAAUAUUUUCCGUCGCUUUCUCGGGAAACUAUGUCCUCCGCGUCGUCGAUGAGUUUCGGAACGACCUUCUCCAAUCUGGACACCUUUCUUCUACGUGUAACCCCAGAUGUUCCUUCGCACACCCUUCAUAUCCAGAAGUGCUGUAGUGAUCUAAAUAGACAAUGGCUCCCUCCUGGCAAUGACACAAUUGAAUACUUCAAUCUGAACGAUCUAUGGAACUGCUACUGUGAAUGGAGUGCAUAUGGUGCUGGUACACCUGUGACGUUGGAAAGUGGUGACACUGUAAUGCAAUACCAUGUUCCAUAUCUGUCUGCCAUCCAAAUCUACAGCAGUAAAUCUGUUGCAACUUCUAGGAUUCGGAGAGAGGAUAGUGAAGGAGCUGAACUUGAAUCUGAUUCCUUGAGUGAGGAAAGUGGAAGUUACCUAUCUAGAUCAUUAAGUAAUAAUUCUAGCAAAGCAUGGGAUGCCGUUUCUUUGGAUUCAAGCUGUGACAUAGUUGGUUCAUGGCCAACAAGGGAUAUGCUUGGCUACCUUUACUUACAGUACAAUGAGACUUCUCCACCAUUCCGGAGGGUUCCAUUUGUUGAGAAGAUCUUUGAGUUAGCUAAAAGUCAUCCAGCAUUGAUGACAUUGAAGAGUGUAGAUAUUUCCCCUGCAAGUUGGAUGGCUGUUUCUUGGUACCCGAUUUAUCCCAUACCAAGUCAGAAAGGUGAAAAGAACCUGGCAGCAAGCUUCCUCACUUACCAUACAUUGUCAUCUUCUUUCCAAGAUUGUACAAACAAUUAUGAUGACACUGAGAUAGGGGAAAAUCUAUGUUGUUUAGAUGGCAUGAGAAGCAUUAUAGCCGAGAAAUGUAAUUCGAAAAACAGCGGUUGUAUAUCUCUCUCACCAUUUGGGCUAGCUACUUACAAAAUGCGGAGAGAUAUUUGGUUAAAUCCUUCUGAUAAUGGAAAGGUGUUGGAUCUGUAUAGUGCUGCAGACUCGUGGUUGAAGCAGCUCAACACUUACCACCAUGACUUCAAAUUCUUCUCACUCAGAUACAACUUGUAA
Abrus precatorius (Indian licorice) is the source of this 1056-nucleotide messenger RNA. RefSeq lists its product as uncharacterized. The coding region runs from base 1 to 1056 and encodes 351 amino acids. NCBI's taxonomy places the organism in Eukaryota, Viridiplantae, Streptophyta, Magnoliopsida, Fabales, Fabaceae. The transcript is spliced from 6 exons. The record is from RefSeq and is a predicted model, not a curated record.